Achroia grisella is the source of this 2268-nucleotide messenger RNA. RefSeq names its product acetylcholinesterase-like. Lineage: Eukaryota; Metazoa; Arthropoda; Insecta; Lepidoptera; Pyralidae. The transcript is spliced from 3 exons. The record is from RefSeq and is a predicted model, not a curated record. Bases 74 to 1606 code for a protein of 510 amino acids.
UUCUAGAGCUUCAAAUGGCGAUUUUUUUACUUUCCGUAAUAUACAGUAUGGUGAAAGGAUAACCAAAGAAACUAUGUUUAUGGCACCUCAAAUGGCAAGCUCCGGUUUAAAAGUUACGCAUUAUAAGAGCAAGUACUAUUCACCAUGUUACCAAUCACCGAAAACAUAUACAGAAGACUAUUUAAAACUAAACGUUUCCGCAAAAAAAAAUAAUGUUUCUAAACCUGUCAUAGCCUGGCUAGAAGGAAAAGAAUAUUCUUCGCUUGAAAUGACAACUUUGUUCAAGAAUCUCGUUAUGGAGGAUAUUGUGGUGGUGACAAUAAACUAUCGUAUAUCUAUAUUUGGAUUUCUAUGUCUCGGUGUUCCGGAGGCUCCUGGCAAUGCUGGCCUAAAAGAUGUUAUAUUGGCACUACAAUGGAUUGAGGAAAAUAUAAAUAAAUUUGGAGGUGAUCCAAAAAAUGUUAUGCUUCUUGGACAUGGAUCUGGAGCUGCAAUGGUCGACCUGAUCACUAUGUCCCCAUUCUCGGAAGAUUUGUUACAUAAAGCAUUCGUUAUCAGUGGAUCAGCAUUAGCACCUUGGGCUAUAUCUUAUGACCCAAUCGGUUAUGCUAAUAUUGUAGCAGAAAACCUACAAUACUCUGGAAAAUCACCAAUGGAAUUAGCAAUGAAAUUUAAAUCCACUCGUCUUAAUGUAUUACUAGCUGCUCUUGAGGUUGAAUUUACCAAUAAUACCGCAUUGUUUGCUCCUUGUGUCGAGAACGACAAACUUCAGAAUGUUUUUCUUAACGAUACCCCAAUAAACAUAUUGAAGAGUGGUAGUUUCAACCAUAUACCUUACGUGGCCGCUUACACCCAUAGAGAGGGAACGAUAAAAGCUAAAGAAUUUCUUGAUUGGCGUCCCAAAAUGGAAUCAGAUUUUACUCAGUUCAUUCCAGGGGAUUUAGAAUUUGGUUCUGAAAUCAACAAGACUAUAGCGAUGAAUAAUAUACGUGAGUUCUAUUUCCACAACACUACCAGUAUUAACAUAACAGAGUAUCUGGACUAUUAUAGAGAUACCUCAGUUAUUGUGCCAUUAAUAAGAGGUGUUACAGCCAGAGCAGAGACGUCGACAGCUAACGUUUAUUUACUUGAGUACGCGUACCAUUGUAUAUCUAACGCUGACUGGCCUUUCAACGAUAUUUCAGUGGUAGAGAAUGGUAUUAAGCAAGGUAGCCGGGAUAAUGUAUUGUAUAAAAAUAUGACAAAGCACGAAGAAGAUGCGAAGAGAUCACUUAUAAAUUACAUCAUAUCGUUCGCAAGAACUGGAGCACCCAAUAUAGUAUCAGAGCACCCAGCACGGCAGUGGCUACCGGUCAACAAUGAGACCAUCAACUAUCUGUACAUCGGUGGUGCAUGUAAUCAAAAGCAUACAGAAGAACUGAAACAGAAUCCCUACUCCAAGUCAAUGAAGUUAUGGACCGAUCUAUAUGACCAUUACUAUAAGACUCCCUUGAAGUAUUCUGACUCCGGGAAUGCUAAUAAUUAUUUCCGUAUUUUAAUUCGAAUUACUAUAUUAAUUGGCCUAUUACUCCUUUACUGCUGCUUUAGCCGAAUUAUUCGAAAGUAAUAUAAUAUUACUUUCGAAUAAUUCGACUAAGGCCAACCAAAAAACCAAACAAAUAAUAAAUCGCAACGAUAUGGAAAUGGGGAAUAAUCUGAAUAACGAGUGAUCUGUCCUUUUAAAUUUAUUAUUUUUUGUAACAAAAUGAAACAAGAAUUUCACAAAGGAGAGAGAGAAAAAGAAGACAGAAAGCAUAAGGUGUGAAUAUAUAGAUUGAAGACCUCGGUGGUCUGGCGGUUUAAGCACACCGCUUUACAUCCGAUGGUCGCGGCUUCGGUUCUUCGCACGGUUUUACUGUAUAUAAUAUGUUACGUACAUAUUAUAUAUAGAAAAAACCCAGACCGACACAAACAAUCAUGCUCAUGAAUACAAAUGUUUGCGCCGAGCGAGGAAGUGAACCCGCGACUAUCGGAAGUAAGGCCGUCAAAUCAACUUUUUGUAUUGUUUUAGUUGUCAAACGAUAUGACAGUCUUGACCUUUUUCAAUGUGGAUUUUGAGAGCAUGUCUAAAAUUUUUUAUGAUUCUCUGUGAUUUGUUUAAAAGUAAUAGAUUCAUUUGUUUCUAAUAUUUACAAUUGUGUACAAAAUUGUGUUUAAAAUGACAUGUCUAUCAUAUUAUUUUUAAUUUACACGCAUACUAUUUUUUUAUUACAUAAUUAGUUAUAAAAG